This is a messenger RNA of Diachasma alloeum, 1266 nucleotides long. RefSeq lists its product as uncharacterized. Gene Ontology annotation, biological process: DNA recombination; DNA integration. The record is from RefSeq and is a predicted model, not a curated record. NCBI's taxonomy places the organism in Eukaryota, Metazoa, Arthropoda, Insecta, Hymenoptera, Braconidae. Gene Ontology annotation, molecular function: DNA binding.
UCAAAGAUAUUGUUCUCGUUACCCAGACCCGGGGGCAGAAACAAUAGACUCAUUUACAAUUCCGUGGAAAAGUGAAAAAUUCUAUGGCUUUCCCCCUUUCGCACUGAUCUCACCAACUCUACGAAAAAUUAUUAAUGACCAAGCUACUGGGGUAAUUGUGGUUCCCUACUGGCCCACACAAUCCUGGUACCCACUAUUCCAAUCUCUACUAUGUUCCCCACCCCUUCGCUUUGAUCCUGCACCCGAUUUAUUACUAUCUCCUUGCAGGCAGAAGAUUCACCCACUGGCUCACAAACUAUCACUAGUGGCAGGGAAAUUAUCGAACAAUCGUACCUGAAUGAGGGUAUUCUACCAGAUUCACUCGACAUAAUGCUUAAUUCUAUUACGGAAUCGACUAGAAAACAGUAUGAAGGACCAUUAAAAAGAUGGAAAGAAUUCACCAAAGAAGAAAAUAUUAAUUUAUUUGACCCAAAGGCAACAGAAGUGAUAAAAUUCUUGACACUAAGAUAUAACGAAGGUGCAUCUUACGGGACUUUGAAUUCAUCAAGAUCCGCUAUUUCCCUAAUAUCAAAAAAUGACUUAUCAAAAGAUAAAUUAUUAUCUCGGUUCUUUCGUGGAAUUUCUAAAAUACGACCCCCAAAAGCCAAAUACUCCACUACUUGGGAUACUGAAAAAGUCCUCUCCUUCAUCGAAGACUCAAAAGAUAAAGAAGAUUUAACACUAAAAGAGCUUUCGGAGAUCACAAUUACAUUGUUAGCACUUGCGACAGCACAUCGUCUCCAAACAUUUUCAUUUAUUCAUAUCGACAAUAUAGAAAUAACCCCUACAAGAGUCAGAAUAAAAAUUCCGGAUUUAAUUAAAAAUUCAAGACCAGGAAAAGCUCAACCUGUCUUAAGUCUCCCUUUAUUAAAUCAAAGGAAAAAAGUUUGUGUAGCUUCAACCAUUUUGCAUUAUUUGAAAAUAACCAAAGAUAUUAGAGGAGACAAUAAGAAAUUAUUUAUUUCAACUACUCGCCCUUACCAUCCAGUAUGUCCACAAACCUUGGGUCACUGGAUAAAAUCACUAUUAGGAAAGGCAGGCAUUAAUACAAAAGAGUUCAGUGCUUACAGUACCAAGCAUGCUGCUAUUUCUGCAGCAUAUGAUAGGGGUAUCGACAUUAAUACAAUAAUUCAAAGGGCAGGUUGGUCGGAGGGAUCACAAAUGUUCGCUCAUUUUUAUAACAGACCUAUUGAAAGAUCGGAAGACAAUUUUGCAAAAGCAGUACUU